AUGGACUCUCAAUUGAUGACAACUGCUGUUGUCAAGAUUCGAGAUUUUCGAGGAAAUUUUAUCGUGGCACGUGCUCUGCUUGAUACCUGUUCCAACGUAAAUCUAGUUUCAGAAAAAUUUGCUAAAAAAUUAAAUUUAAUAGAAUAUUCUUGCCUCGUUAACAUAGGAGCAGUUGACCAACUGUGCACUGUUUCAAAGAGUCAAAUUUCAACUACUUUGCAAUCGAGUUAUAACAAAUUUCAAGCUAAUUUACACCUUUUGCUAGUUCCGAAUAUCGCAGAAGCCGUGCCUAACGAAGCUUUUCCUCGAGAUCGUUUUGACAUCCCGAAACAUAUUCAACUCGCCGAUCCUCAGUUUCAUUUGCCUAAACCCAUCGAUCUGCUCCUUGCUUCUAAAACUACUUUGUCCACCUUUGCGGUAGGACAGAUUAAAUUGCGUAACGAGGAAACUCGAUCGGAGAUCAUCCUACAAAAAACUAGGUUAGGAUGGUUAGUAGCUGGAGGUGUAGACCGGCUUACUUCUUCAAAACAAGCUUCAUGUAACAUCGUUAAAGUGGACAAACUUCUCGAACGUUUUUGGCAAAUCGAAGAAUUUCCUAAUGAACCCGUAAGAUCUCGGGAAGAAAUAGCUUGCGAAGAGCAUUACGUCGCUCACACCACUCGUGACCCUGUCUCCGGUAGAUACACGGUUCGCUUACCCUUUAAGGACAACAAGUUUGAGUUAGGUAGUUCUCGAUCACAGGCCCUUCGUCGUUAUUAUUCUCUUGAACGAAGGUUCGAGAAAGAUCCUAAGUUAAAGGCUGACUAUUACAAAGUUAUGGAAGAAUACAUCACUUUAGGUCAUAUGACUCCUAAUGACGACACCGAAGACGGCUGUUAUCUGCCUCAUCACGUUGUGGUCAAGGAGUCCAGCGAAACCACGCAGUAUAGGGUUGUUUUCGAUGCUUCCUCUAAAACUUCGACAGGCAUUUCGCUUAAUGAUAUUCUCCUUGUGGGUCCCACUAUUCAAAACACCAUCUUCGAGCAAGUUUUACGUUUUCGUAGCCAUCUAUUCGUUGUAACAGCGGACAUCGAAAAGAUGUACCGUCAAAUUCUUGUCCAUCCAGAAGAUCGAAAAUUCCAAAAGGUACUUUGGCCUGAUCCAAAAACAGGAAAAUUGAGAACUUGGGCAUUAAAUACCGUCACUUUUGGCAUGGCUGCUGCCCCUUUCUUAGCAAUACGCACAAUUCAUCAACUCGCUCACGAUGAAGCGAAGGAUUUUCCUCGAGCUAGCAAAUUGCUUAUUCGCGACUUUUACGUCGACGACUUUGUAUCCGGAGCGGAUUCGUUCGAGGAGAUUUUAGCCAUUCGUGACGAAAUGAUUGCGUUGCUGCGUCGAGGCGGUUUUCUGAUUCGAAAAUGGGCAUCGAACCAUCGAUCUAUUUUGGACAAAAUAGAUUCAGGAGUUUUCGAGUUGGAUCACAUGGUCAAAGAGACUCCAAUCCAGAAAACGCUGGGAAUCAUUUGGGAUUCCGAGAAUGACCAAUUAAAAUAUACAGUUGUAAAAAUGGAUAACGAGACUACUGUGACCAAGCGAAGGCUCCUAUCAGAGAUAUCCAAGAUCUUUGAUCCUCUUGGAUUGUUAGGACCAAUUAUCUUGUAUGCUAAGGUGUUGAUGCAAGACUGUUGGAAAUCUAAGGUAAAUUGGGAUGAAUCUCUUUCUCAGGAUGUCUAUACCAAAUGGCAUUCGUUUUCUAUUCAGUUGCCUCUUCUUACGGAAUUCUCAAUUCCUCGCACGAUUUUGAUUGCGAAUCCCAUUAGGAGCGAGCUUCAUGGAUUUUGCGAUGCUUGUAUUUCUGGAUACAGAGCAUGUCUAUUUGUCAAAUCAUCUGACGCUCUUGGACAUGUCUCUAUUCGAUUGCUUUGCAGUAAAUCUAGAGUGGCUUCUCUGAAGGGACUUACCAUUCCUAAGCUAGAACUCAGCGCGGCUGUAGUUCUUCGAAAGCUCCUUUCUGAGUCUAAAUCUCAACUCCAUUUUUCCAUUGAUCAGAUCUACCUUUGGUCCGAUUCAACCAUCGUUCUCUUUUGGUUAAAGAAAUCUCCUCACGUAUUGCAAACUUUCGAGGCUAAUCGGAUCUUCCAUACAAUCAAAAACAUCCAGUUUUACUUCCUAGUAAACAUCCGGUUACAGAUAUGA
This is a messenger RNA of Nasonia vitripennis (jewel wasp), 2175 nucleotides long. RefSeq lists its product as uncharacterized. The record is from RefSeq and is a predicted model, not a curated record. The coding region runs from base 1 to 2175 and encodes 724 amino acids. NCBI's taxonomy places the organism in Eukaryota, Metazoa, Arthropoda, Insecta, Hymenoptera, Pteromalidae. The transcript has a single exon.